AUGAAAGCGAUCACGAAUCAUAAUGAGCGUGGUAGCUCUGAUACCCCGAUCUUCGAUGAAAGCAUUGAGAACCUGACAAUAGAAGUAGUCGUAAUGACCCAGAAUUAUAGUCCUCUUCAUACCUCGGAGGGGAAACGUUCUCAUCAGAAGCCGUACAUCAUAGCGGUGGAUCGCCGCAAAUCCCCCACCGCCCGCCUUUCGCUUUGCCUUGACCGCAUCCGUCGUCAUCAACAUUAUCGCUUGGUAGCCCAGUUUUCCCUCGUGGUUUCCAGCCUCCUCGCACGGAGCAGCCCUCCCAACCAGCGGUUUCCGGGCACGAGACGGGAUGAGUGCAGAGAGACGACUAGUCCGACGACGACGACGAUCGAGCUGUGGGAAAUGGAGUUUGAGGUCUCCCUGGAGAACGAGCAGCAGUUCUGGGACGAUGAAUACCUCAACUCACCGUUCGAGGUCUCGCGCUGCUCAUAUAAAUUACUCGCAUCAAAUGAUAUAUGGCUUAUUGCAGGUCUGCGCUGGAUGAAUUCCGCUCUUCCAAGGGCUUUCAUAUCCCUUCGGUCUGUCUUGCAAUUGGGCCCGCUGACGGUUUUCGGUGCUGUACAGGAGGAUGAUCCGGACACGCUACAUCUGAUCGUUUCGUUCCUUCUGUUUGAUGGCCGGCAGCAUGAGGAGUCCUUUCGGAUGAUGAAUGAGGAGGGUUCAUUCCCGCGAUUGCUAGAGCUUCUGCAACUCUACAAAUUAAAGGAUGGGGAGAAUCAGGCUGCACUUCAUCGCAUGCUGAUGGACUUGCUGUAUGAAAUGUCGAGAAUCCAGCGGAUAAGGAUUGAGGAUCUUGUGCUUGUCGACGAUGAUUUUAUCAAGGGCCUUUUCGAGAUUAUCGAAGAUCUCUCCUACGAUGCCAGCGACCCUUACCAUUAUCCGGUGAUUCGCGUUUUGCUGGUUUUCAACGAGCAGUUCAUGAUUUCAGCGCAUGAUCCUGUGGUCGAUAAAUCGUCGACUCCCUUGACUAACAAGGUCAUCAAGGUCUUGGCUAUGCAUGGAAAUCUCUACAAGACGUUCGGCGAGAACAUCAUUCUCCUCAUCAACAGAGAAGCGGAAACAUCUCUUCAGCUUCUCACGCUCAAGCUCCUAUACCUCAUAUUUACAACCCCUAGUACUUAUGAAUACUUCUACACCAAUGAUCUUCAUGUCCUGGUUGACAUUCUUAUUCGGAAUCUUCUGGACUUGCCUGAAGAAGCAUCUGCCCUACGCCAUACCUACCUCCGCGUUCUCUACCCAUUGCUCGCUCACACGCAGCUGAAGUAUCCUCCCCACUACAAGCGCGAAGAACUCAAGAAAGUGCUCAAUAUCUUGGGCCGGGGCCAGCUAUCAAGCGGUGAGGGCGACCUCGAGAGAAUAUUGCACUUUGAGGAAGUCGACGAAACCACGAGGAGACUAGUCCUCCGAUGCGCAACAGUCGAGUGGUUGCGAAACGAGGAAUCUGAAUCACAUAGAGAGAGCGUCGCCUCGUUUGACUCCACGACCGAUGCAGUCCAGACGGACGCGGAGUCUGGUACUCCCACCAGCAUGGAAGGCAGCUCCCCUGGGGCUCUAUCACCCACCCGGCUUUGUGGAUCGGGCUCUCCUAAGCCAGACGCGCAUCGCAAGCCAAGCGCGGUACAGCGUCUCGGAAUGCACGUGGAGCCAGCUUCAUGCUCAGCUAUCAGCGUGCAGGAAGUUGCCAACCAGCACGAGAAACCUGGCGUCAUCACCCCUAGUCGCAAUGACGCCCAUCCCACAGUGAAUUCUUCAACUACGGACACCAGUGCGACCAUCAAACCUAAAAUUAAGCCGGAGCCUCCCAAAUCCCGACGCCGGCGCGGGAGACGCAUCGCCGAGGAGGAAGACAAUGCCGAUAAAACCCCCGAGGGCACAGCAUCAGCAGCAUCGAGUCCAGCCACGGCUUCCACAUCUGUAACUCCUCUGGUCGAUUGCGGAAACUCUACAAGCAUGUCUGGUCUCGCUCCACCAGUCCCUGCACACUUACGUCGUUCCGCAUCGAAUCCUCCUCCAGCCCUGCCACCUCCUCGACGUUCGAGUCACCCGGCCGUCCAGGCUCAUCCUCUCUCCGGCAACUGCAGCCCUCUGAAUAGCAGUCCUCUGAACGUCCCCUCCGUCGGCAAACACGGCCAGAAACCUGAACCGCCGAAGGCACGUCGUUGGGCGAGAGGAAGGCACGCACAUGGUGACUCCGCGGACAGGUCCGGGAAGGAUAUGCCGAUGAAUGGUGAAAUCUUGCGCGAGUCGACGGCCGAAUCGAACUGUGGGACGGUGAGCGUGGAGGAGGCGGUUCAAAAGGUGUCGCUGGAGUCUUGA
This is a messenger RNA of Aspergillus fumigatus Af293, 2352 nucleotides long. The record is from RefSeq and is a predicted model, not a curated record. NCBI's taxonomy places the organism in Eukaryota, Fungi, Ascomycota, Eurotiomycetes, Eurotiales, Aspergillaceae.